Molecule: messenger RNA, 600 nt
Organism: Prorocentrum cordatum
Lineage: Eukaryota; Dinophyceae; Prorocentrales; Prorocentraceae
Source: the annotation of a GenBank genome assembly
AUGGCGCACGUCAGCUCGGGCCAGGGCUUCACACGGACCAGCUCUGCGCGGGAGUCGCUGACGAACAGCAUAGACGUGGACUGGAACGUCGAGGAUGCACGAAGUCUCGUGUCUUCCCGGACUUUCGACCUGGCCUCCGACCUCUUAGACGUGGAUGUGCCGUAUGAAGGCCAAGAGCCGCUAACAUUCCUCCACUACAUGAAGGGCUACGAGUACCGGCCUCACAUUGAUGGCAACCUUUUCCUUUCGAAGCGCUCGCAGCCGAUUGGAAACCGCAUAGCGACAACGCUGAUCUACUGCGAUGCUGCCGACGAGGGCGGCGCGACUGUCUUCACGAACGGCGAAAAAUUGAAGUUCCAGCCCCGCCGGGGCGAUGUCCUCUUCUUCGCGUACAACCCCGACCCCAAGACAGAGGCGAUGCACGCGGCGUGCCCGGUGAUGGCGGGCAACAAGACGACGCUGACGCAGUGGCACCGCCUGGGUGUCUCCAGCAGAGCGAGCUGGGACAACUUCUCGGACUGGGGCAGGUUCCACAACCCGUACCAGGGCUCCGAGUGGAAGGGCAGCCGGUUCUCAGUCCAAGGCAAGGCUGAUCUGUGA